Molecule: messenger RNA, 402 nt
Organism: Saccoglossus kowalevskii
Lineage: Eukaryota; Metazoa; Hemichordata; Enteropneusta; Harrimaniidae
Source: RefSeq, a predicted model, not a curated record
AUGGUGCAAUCGCAUGAAUUUUAUGACUUGAAACCUGUCAAGUUGGGGUGUGAAAUUCGUGGCAUUGACAUUGGAAAUCCUAUACCCGAGGAAGUGAUCGAACAAAUAAAAAAGGACGUGACCGAACACCGUCUGUUAAUUUUCAAAGAUCAACAUAAUAUUUCACCGAAUGGACAUGUGAGAAUCGGCAGAUGGUUCGGGGAUCUGGAGUCGUCAUUUUUCACACAACAUCCUAAGUCGCCAUUACGUGACAUAUACCGCGUGUCGAAUGACGGUUCAGAAGGUUUACGUGCAAUAGGGACCACAUCAUGGCAUAGUGAUUGCCUGUAUUUGCCAAAGUUUUGCAGUUAUUCAAUCUUCCAUGUUAUAAAUGUUUCUAAAGAAGCUGAAACAGGUAACUGA